Molecule: messenger RNA, 1496 nt
Organism: Amoebophrya sp. A25
Lineage: Eukaryota; Dinophyceae; Syndiniales; Amoebophryaceae
Source: the annotation of a GenBank genome assembly
AUGAAGACGGCCAUGAUAUUAGCUGUCAUGGUACUUCUUCUAGCUCAACCUCUACAUCAUCUUCAUCCUCAAGCUCAAGCGCCGGCGAUGGUAGCUCAAUCUCAAGCGCUUGCCCUGGUGCUAAAAAGUAGGACUAUUUGUAUUUAUGGGGGGCAAACGCUCAUGAUCAUAAUGGCUCUCCUAAUUAUGCUCAGACUUGGUUGGUGGUGGCUUCGCAGAAUCACGUUCCAGACAGAGGAAGACGCUGGUGCUGGUUUUGUUACUCCGACUUCCAGAAAUAGUAAAAGGCCUGGUAGUGGGAAUGGUAAAAAUAGGCAAAUCAUGGAUGUGGACGGGGAGUCCCCUGGGCAAGAAAAGUAUGAAGUGCAUCACAUAAACAAAAGACGUGAAAAGAAGCAGCGACAUGCGAUUGAGGACCUAUGCUUGGAGGAGCGACAACGACAAGAGAGAUCGCCUUCACCUCAACAUCUACUUGGAGAAGAUCGAAGGACCUCUUCUAAGAUCACAAAUUAUCAUGAUCAUGAGACAGAAUAUCAUCGGCAAGAACGUUGUCCAUCAUCACAACAUGAUGAGCAAUCCCAUUCACAAAUAGGUGAACCGCCCGUCUUGCAAGUGCCUGAUGCUGGUUUCCAUAGAGGUCAAGCAGAAACGGCACCGGCUUUGGAGCCUGCUGUGCGACCACGUUCUAACUCCGCCAGAUUAGAGGUUCCAUCUCUACCAGAAGAUGCGGAUGAUCCUGAGGAGUUUCCACCACCAGGACUAAACGAGUCACCGUCACGUCUCAAUGGAGCGUUGAAUAUGGAUGAAGUAACAUUAAGGCUCCAAGGGUCAUUUUUUUUCCUCUGUUUGUUUUUGGGAAAUUGAAGAAAUUAAUAAAUAUGAACCCAAGAAAUUAAUUGUUUUGCGCUCUAAUGACACUGGGCGCGUUCUAUCGAACACACAAGGAGAGACUUCUCGAAGUAUCACGAGCGAUGACUACGCUUUUGCAAUUGGGAAACGUUGACGGCGUGGGCGGACGAGAUCAACUUCAUCUCUACGACCAUGCCAUUUCGAAGAACGUUGGCGAUUUUACUCAGCUUUUCCUGGGUAUGUGCGACGUGAUGGAGACCGCGGCGGCAUUUCUAGAGAGAGAGUUAAGGCGACCGCUGGAGCAUCGUCAACAUCAUUCUUGGCCCUUUUUUCAAGGGGAAAAGGCGCCCAGGGAGGCCCCCAGGGAUGCGAGCGCGGUAGCUCUAAGAGAAGGCCCAGCCGAGCCUUGUGCAACGCUCUAUGACUCGGUCUCUCCCGUCUUGCAAGCGAACGACAGAUCCAGAGCUACUUCCCCCAGUUGUCAGCCUGGUGGGCAUCAAUCCUACGCCCAUAUAAGCAACAGUGUAGAGCAGGCAAACACAGAGGAGGAGGACACCACGAUACAGAGAAGGUCUCAUCGUGACACCUUGCGGACACCACCUCAAGAACAAUAUCUACUACUGCCAGAGCGUACUUACGUUUGUUGA